Messenger RNA from Pantherophis guttatus, 3185 nucleotides. RefSeq lists its product as uncharacterized. Gene Ontology annotation, molecular function: DNA-binding transcription factor activity, RNA polymerase II-specific; RNA polymerase II cis-regulatory region sequence-specific DNA binding. Gene Ontology annotation, cellular component: nucleus. NCBI's taxonomy places the organism in Eukaryota, Metazoa, Chordata, Lepidosauria, Squamata, Colubridae. The record is from RefSeq and is a predicted model, not a curated record. Gene Ontology annotation, biological process: regulation of transcription by RNA polymerase II.
UUCUCUUUCUCCCUCUUUCUCCCUCCCUUUCUCUUUCUCCCUCCCUCUUUCUCUUUCCCCUUCUUUCUCCCUUUCUCUUUCUCCUCUUUCUCUCUUCCUCCCUCCCUCUCUUUCUCCCUCCCUCCUUCUCUCUCUCUCUCUCUCACACACACACACACACCGGUUGAAUGGCUCAAUUCGGUUGCCCGACUUACUCCGGUUCGCGGAGUUCGCCGCCGACCCCCGGCUCCCGCAGCCUCUUUCCAAGCCCAGCCCGAUAAAAAGCCGCGAUCGCGCGUGGGCUCCGGCCGCGCUCGCCUGUUUCUCACCCCCGCCGGUGGGCGAGUGGAGCGAGUGAGCGGGAUUCCCCUCCUUCGCCAAAGCCAGCAGGUGAUGGGUUUGCAAUCCUCCUGGGAGACGCCUGGUUUUGAGCUGGCCUGUCCCACCCGAGAUCUGCCUAACACCGAAGAAGAAACCGUCCCGCGUUGAUCAAAACUGUCGUAUUGAUUCUGAUCUCCUUGCAAGAACAAAAGGACUUGGAUCGUAGAGAGAUUGGCAACGCCUCACCUUGAGAGAGAGAGAGAGAGAUGGCUGGAGACCCCACCCUACAGGAUCUGGUGACCUUUGAGGAGGUGGCGAUCUACUUUUCUGCCAAAGAGUGGGAGACUCUGACCGAUGGGCAGAAGAGCCUUUACCUGGAUGUCAUGAAGGACAAUUAUGAAGCCCUGGUGUCUCUAGGUCUCGCCGCGCAGCCCCCCAGCGUCCUCCUGCAGAUUGAAGGCUGGGAGAAACCCUGUGCGGGGAGAGCACAGUUCCCAAAAUCCAGAGGGGAGUCAAAGGACAAUUUUGGGGCAGGUGGCCAGCCGACCAUCAAACAGGAGCCUUCGCUGGAUGAAGGAGACACAGGACUGCCUUGCUGCCCGUCAGCCCGGAAGGGGACCCAGGAACACGGGUCCCUCUCUGAGCAGCCCUGGUGGCCGGGAGGCUCCUUCACGCCAGAUUCCACAGUAAAUGGAGCGGCUGUUCUGUCUCCCUGGGACGCGGGGUCCAAGUGGGUGAACUGCAGCCUGGUGGGUGAGCAGGCUCGGCCAGUGGAAUUUCAAGCCGCACCUCGAGGGGCUGAGGAAAGCAGUUUCUGGCCUCUGAGUGUGGCUGCCCCCCAGCCAGCCAGCCACGAGGAGAUGCUGUUGAUUUGCACCCAGUGCCAGAAAUGUUUUCCCGUCCAUUCUGUUCUCCCGACAGUGGUGCCCCAUGGAGCAUUGGGGCAGGUGUGCCCUGAAUGUGAGAACGGCUGUGUUAAGAGCCCCCUGACCACUGCUGAGUCCCCGAGCCAAACUGGGGUGUUGCCGUGCUCCUGUGCGCACUGCUCCAUGCCGGGCGUCCGGCCGAGGGGUGUCCUUAAGGAGGAGAGGCCCUACAAGUGCGGGAAGUGUGACAAGACCUUCCGAUAUGCUCACGAGUACAGCUGGCACCAGAAGGUGCACACUGGAGAAAAGACCUACCGGUGCAGCGAUUGUGCCAAAGUCUUCCGGCACAAGCAGGAGCUGAUGUGGCACCAACGCACCCACACGGCGGAAUGGCCCCACAAAUGUGGCACCUGUGAGAAGAACUUCCGCUUCAAGCAGGAGCUGACGUGGCACCUGAAGACCCACUCUGUGGAGCGCCCAUAUAAGUGCCCGGAAUGCGAGAAGAGCUUCCGCUACAAGCAGGAGUUCAUGUGGCACCAGCGGGCCCAUGUCGGCGACCGGCCGUACAAGUGUCCGGCGUGCGAGAAGAGCUUCCGUUUCAAGCAAGAGUUCACCUGGCACCAGAGGAGCCAUGCUGGAGAGAAGACCUACCGGUGUCCGGGCUGUGAGAAGAGCUUCCGCUACAAGCAGGAGUUCGUCUGGCACCAACGUAUCCACACCGGGGAGCAGCCGUACCCCUGCGCCUCCUGCAGCUCCACCUUCACCUGCCGGCAGGAGUACAUGCGCCAUCAGCGUCUGCACGACGGGGAGAAGCCCUACCAGUGUCCCCACUGCGAGAAGACCUUCCGCCGGGGCUCCACCCUCAUCCGGCACCGGCGCAUCCACAUGGGUGAGGGCCCCUUCAAAUGUCCGCACUGCCAGCGGGCUUUUGGCCAGAGUGCCAACCUCUUGAAGCACCAGCGCACGCACAGCCUGAAGAGCGAGAGGCUGGAGGUUGCCUCAGAGUGGCAGCCUUGUCUGCAGAGCUUGGGGAGCCCCAAGUUGCAGGACACCAUGCCCAGCGUGCUCAGCCUGAAGACAGUUUCAGGGAGCGCCCUGCUCCUGCUAAAUCUGCCAGACCCCAACCGCGGGAGAGAUCCGGGCACCAAGCCAGAUGCAUGGGAGCCACAGAUGUGACCUGACUCACGUGGUGGCAUUUUUGGGGCCGGGAUCUCUUCAACCUCAAGAGUUGAAUUGGGUCCACCAUGUGUCAGACCUGCCCCAGCUCAGGACCCUAGGAAAGGAAGACCCUGGACUCCGUUCCGUUGAAGCGUGAUAGAGUCUUUGACUAAGGCUACAGUGAGUGGUUGCAGAGAAAGCAAGGCUAGAUCUGAAGAUUCCUGUGCAAAAUGUUACAUUUCCUCCCCAUAUUUCUUGACUAGUCCAUCUCUAGGAGCCCUUUUUUCAGCCUUAACCCGUUGGGAUGAAAGAAACGUGAGACAUCUUGAUGGUGAGACAAUUUUGGACAAAGGUGAUCUAGAUUUUUGUAGCUGUUUUCCAAAGCCGUUAGCGGGCAGCGGGUAGAAGGACGACUAUUUUAUUGACAUUUCCAUGCAAUUAAAACGGGGUACAGAUUAAUUCAUUGCAGCCAAUACGUGACUGGAGAAUAAUUAUUUUUUUUCCUACUGUUACGAUUGCACUGAGUUUUGAGAGGCUGAAUAUGGGGGGGCACUAAGGUGAUGUUGGGCCUCUAAGUUCUUCCCCCUUUGGUUUAAAGGAACAAUUUCCCACCUUUUACAUCAGUCCUGCGACCAGAGAAUCGGGGAUAUUUAACAGAUUAACAGAGUGGGAAGGGACCUUUGCAGGUCAUCUAGUCCAACCCCCUGCCCAAGCGGGAAACCCUACAUCUGCCUUUACCUAGGUAGGAAAAAAAACCCAACCAUUUUCCCCAAGAAUACCAUUUACAUUAUCGUAUUUAUUUACAGAAAGCUUUUGUAAAAAAAUAAAUAAAUAAUAAAAGUUCCAAUGUUCCUACCCUGA